UGAUUAAGCAAUUUGGUGUCGCACAAGCAUAUUGCUGUUCAGCCUCGUUCCUGGGUUCUGGUGCUCGCUUGCAGGCAUAUUGCACUUUAGCCACUUUAUGCGGCGACCACGGUCCGACUUAUAUUUGGGUCAUGCACUAUAUGCGGUCACAUGGUGACAUUCUGGAAUACACAUAGAAGAUAUAUGGUAUCGGUGUUGCAUACCUUCAGCUGGUCAUUUCUUGGGAAGAUUCAGCAAAUUCAUCAUCUGUUUAAAGCACCAUUAAUCACAAACUCAACAUGCAGUACUCAACUGCGGCUCUGUUAGCCUUGUUAACUAGCACUACUUAUGCUGCUGUGGGAGAUUGGCAGCAAUGUGGUGGUAUGAGUUGGUCUGGUGAGACCACGUGCAGUUCAGGUGCAGGCUGCGUCAAGAUCAAUGACUACUACUCUCAAUGUCAACCCGGUGCAGCCCCGGCGCCCACUGCGGAGCCACAACCCGACCCUGUGCCAGAACCAACACCUACAACCUUUACAACAGUCUCUCCAGGUGCACCCACUGUCAGCAGCACCCCAUCGGGAAGUGGGCCGGGCAAGACACUUCAAAGCGGCUACUAUUGGAUCCGUGCAGUCGCCGCGCCCAACUUCCACAAAUACUUCCAAACCAAACCCCUCUACUCGACAGGAUCAGCCCUCCUAGGCGACUACACCACAGCCGGCCAGUUUCAAGUCGUUGACGGUCAACUAGUUGAAUUAGUAUCCGCUCCCGGUGAGCCUGUCAAGCUUCUCUAUGCUGUGGUAUCCGAGGAGCGCUCUAUAAACGGCAUGUCUCUUGCUGUUAGCUUCUCCGAGAGCAAGAACACAUACGGAACGUUUGCAUGGGGUGGGGACGAUCUCCAAUGGAGUGUUGCUGGUGUCAAUCGCCCGAACAAGAGUGCGUGGUAUGUGUGCACUGGGCAGAAACUGUAUAUCAACUUGGGUAACUACUUGUAUCAGACGCCAAGUGGGUGUGCUGAUCAGACUGUGCAUUACUACAAUGAUAAGACGGCGAACAAUUAGCAAAAGAGAGAAGGAAGCAGGAUAUACGGUAGAGCAAGAAUUAUAGAUGCUGGGAUGGCUGAUGAUUCG
Molecule: messenger RNA, 1106 nt
Organism: Alternaria alternata
Lineage: Eukaryota; Fungi; Ascomycota; Dothideomycetes; Pleosporales; Pleosporaceae
Exons: 3
Coding region: 279-1037 (252 amino acids)
Biological process (GO): carbohydrate metabolic process
Cellular component (GO): extracellular region
Molecular function (GO): cellulose binding
Source: RefSeq, a predicted model, not a curated record